AUGGAGAAAAAGGGAGAUAUGAUAUGCAUACAUAUCAAGCCUAUAAAUGUGGAGGAGGAGAAUUCUGUAGAAAAUAUCGUGAACCAGAUAUCUGAAAAUUUGAGAGAACCAAACAAAGAACUUAUUAGCGAAAUAAUUUCAGCUCUAGGUAUUGUUAGAACAAUGCAGUACUAUAAUAAAACAAGAAUCAUUGAACAACAAGGAGGGCUGUGUUGUAAAGAUGGCUCUCGUAGACGAAAACCUGGUGGUGUCUUCUUUCAUCUAAUAUACCAUGAUACUUCAGUUUCAGAAUCUAUCAAACAGAUUUUUUCCAAUGAAGCUCGUAAAAAGUACAAAAUGAAGAAAAUUGAAAUAAAAGAAAGAAGAAGAAAGCACAAUGAAGAAUUGAAAGAGCGCUUGAUUAAAGAGGGUCUUCUCAUGAUAUCCAAUGGUCAACAGAAAAAUAAUUAA
This is a messenger RNA of Nezara viridula (southern green stink bug), 450 nucleotides long. Lineage: Eukaryota; Metazoa; Arthropoda; Insecta; Hemiptera; Pentatomidae. The record is from the annotation of a GenBank genome assembly.